AUGACCCUAGACAACAUAUCUAACAGCAAAAUCAUGGACCUUAUUUCUGCACCACAAUCGCCUGAAUCACGAUUGCCCGAGAGUAGCGGAGAGGCACCUGAUUCACUGCUUGCUGAAAUCCCAUCCGCGCUGUUUCGAGGAUUACCGCUAUCGGAAUAUGCAGCGGCGCAAGCAGCUUUGCAGGCGGCUGUUCUCCCACCUCUUCCUCCUCUACCACGACUAUAUCCGCGACGAGAGCGAGCUGUACUGGCAGCACGCAAGCGUUCUACAACCGGACCCACCGCAGCCGGAUCCUUAUCUCUGAUCGGUCAGUGGCCAACGGGUGCUAACGUGCACGACUAUGCCAGUUACUGUCACAAAUGGCGUGAUUGUGCAUUUGAUAGACGACCGUUGCUGUGGAACGAGCGUUUGCUCCGUCACAAAACUAAAGCUGUCAUUACCAGCAAAAAGCAAUGUGACUUUCAUACGCAAGAUGGGCCGCAUCCACCACCACGAGCUGUAUCAGCAGCUACGGUCAACUCACGUAUAAACGCAGGAAUCGGGCCGCCUCUGCCCUUGCGGAGAACGACCGAAGCAAGCGGCUGCGAACCCGGCGCGAGAGUUCCAUGCUGUGUUACAUCUGCUGUUCAGACAUCAUCAUCAGCCCUACUAAUUUGCCCCAAAUGUAUCAGCAGCCGUAUUUCACGCCUCGAAGGAGAAGUCGGCGUAUAG
Molecule: messenger RNA, 711 nt
Organism: Macroventuria anomochaeta
Lineage: Eukaryota; Fungi; Ascomycota; Dothideomycetes; Pleosporales; Didymellaceae
Exons: 1
Coding region: 1-711 (236 amino acids)
Source: RefSeq, a predicted model, not a curated record